This is a messenger RNA of Stereum hirsutum FP-91666 SS1, 1742 nucleotides long. RefSeq lists its product as uncharacterized. The record is from RefSeq and is a predicted model, not a curated record. The coding region runs from base 694 to 1548 and encodes 284 amino acids. The transcript is spliced from 9 exons. NCBI's taxonomy places the organism in Eukaryota, Fungi, Basidiomycota, Agaricomycetes, Russulales, Stereaceae.
CGAAUGCACCGUUAGAGUUUAUACCUGAUAACACGGGAGGCGCGGGACAUCGAGUUGUUCUAAACUACUUUGCUUGACUAUGAUCACUAGAUUGGGCAUCGCGCACGCCCCUGUACACGUCCGAGCCUGUCCCAGCGCCGAACUGUUGAUGCCAUCUUCAUGAACAGAACAAUGACCGAGGCACCUUCGCCGACAGACCCUCGCGACAUUAUAGACUAGUUUCAUUGACUGAUACUCCAAUUGGGUGGUCUCCAUGUUGCUCUAGCUCCGUCGUAUUCGUUCGCGCCGCAAACGAAAUCUGUCCGAGGACUAAGUGUUCGACUAUGUCCGUGUUUGAAGCCUUGGUGAGCCGCUUUGUUGAAUGUCCAUGAUGCAAUGAUCGUACAAAGCCUUCCUGUAGCUCUCAUUACAUCAGCAGCUGUCCGUUCCCGCCUUCUUUCUCACCAACUUCUUCAGCGAUCUCUUGGACAGUCGAACCUAGUAUGUGCUAGUGUGGCCGACUAUACAUUCGAAAUCUCCGUUUUCAACACUCACGUCUCGGUGCGUCGGCGAUCUGGUCUUGAACGCGGAGCUCUCUUCUUCAUGUCUAGUUUUGCCGUCUUCAGCCCGCUGUACGCUCCCAUGAGGUGCUGAGGAUAGCUAUGACCAUCACGAAGUGCCUCUGUACCGUGUACAGUAUAUAAGCCUAACUAGAUGGCGUUCAAAAUGCCCACGGACAAGGAAGUCCGCCGACAGCGCAUGAAGCCCGACGAGAGGACAUGGCUCGAUGAUUGCAUCCGCAACGGGCCUUCCUCGAAUGACGGGUCCGCCCGCUCAGCUUGGAAACGGGUUACCGUCGACGCUUUCCUAUCCCAGUUCAUGUCUCCGGAUGAUGGCCACUGCGAUGAUCGUAGGAAGAGAAUGACAAAGAGAGUCAACGAGUACAUCAAGAAUCACACACACCGUGUUCUCGGAAUUCAUGCUCAGCCACGCCGUACCGUUAAACGCCCAAUAGUUCCAUCUUCACCGACACCAUCUCUUUCUUCGAGCUCCUUGGACAAGCGUCGUGCCCGUAGCUUCCGGGACAUAUUUGUAUCCUCUGAUCCGCAUGUUCAGAGCCGUGCAAAGGUCCUUGGAAGGCUCGUCAAGGACGGCGCUAUCUCGAGGAGUCUCAGUCUCUCGUUGUGGGCUAAGUUUAUCAACUGGAGGAUGGAGGGAGACGACGUUUUGAAGAUGAGGGAUGCAUGGGAACGUGGAGAGUUGGAGACGGAGCAGAUUUCCGCGAUGUUGGCACGUCCUGCCGCCGGAGAGGACACAGGAAGAGGUUCUACUGAUUCGACUUCAAGCACCCAAGCUUGCACCUCUACGGCUAUCGAAACGUCCGCUAUCACCGAUAACUCUUCCGCGGUGCUUGAAGACGCCGAAGACUUCUUAGGGUUUCAUAACCUGUCUCUAAUGGAAUCGUUGCCUUUCUGGCCUCUUGAUGGGCAUACCCUCGAUCCUUCCGAGCUUGACAGGAUAGAUUUUGGUAGAGAUGAAUCUGCGACCUAUGGCUCAGUGCUCUGGUAAUUUUGGACGGUGUCCCACCCAAGCGUUUCCAAGGCGGACAGUUUUCCUUAUUUGUUCGGCGUACGGAUAGGAUAUUGUUGUAGGUCUCGUGGGACCUUGUAUACUUUCUUUGAUGCCUCGUAUUCAACAUGCUUUCACACUUUUCUGGACGACCACGGCUCACUGAUACCAACUAUGGGCCGACCAACGCUUGC